AUGAUAGCGAGAUAUGGUCGGGCUGGCUCAGUAGGCCAGGUGGUGGGCGGCCGGAGGGCGUCUUUCAUGUGGCGGGAGGUUGGGAGGUAUAUGCAUAUGGCUUUGACACAUACUAGGUGGUUGAUAGGCGACGGACGGAGCAUUGAUGUGAUGGAGGACCCUUGGGUGGACGCACUCCCGCUGAGGCUGUGGCCGACGAUGAUCAGCGAUGAGGAGACUGUUGGGCUCCGAGUGUACGAUCUCUUCAGGCCUGGGGAGGCCGGGUGGGAUGAGGACAGGCUGGGUCAGUUAUUCGGGGAGCACUUAGCUGAGCGGGUACGGGCCCUCCCUGUCCCGGGAUCAGCAGGUCCGGAUGUUAGGGUAUGGAGCACCACUUGUACAGCCAGUGUCAGGGUUGGUGAUGUCUCUCGGGUUAUUCAGCAGGAGUCGGAGCUGGGGAGGGACUGUGGCUGGGUUUGGAGAUUUGGGCUACACCAGAGGGUUGCAUUAUUCCUCUGGAAGGUAGCCUGGGAUCGACUGCCGACGAGCUUGGUGCUGAGCCGACGGGGAGUUAGCAUUCCUCCUCUAUGCCCGUCCUGUGAGACAGAGGAGUCGACGGACCAUGUACUAUUCCAGUGUGUCUGGGCGCAGUCGGCUUGGAGACUUUCUGGGCUUCCGGAGGCUGCAUGGAGGCGGAGGGACUAUUUUCUAGAGGAGGUCCGAGGGUGGUCCGGUUCCCACCAGAUGCGUUCUGUGGCCAUUAGGGCGUCCUGCAUAGUCUAUCAGAUAUGGUUGGCCAGGAACGCCCGAGUUUUUGGUGAGCCUAGCCUGUCCCCACGAUUUGUGAUGGAGCGGGCGCGGGCACAGGCAGCUGAGAUUCUUCAGGCAGGUCCGGAUCAUAGACCUUUGACAGCUCAGGACAUCUGGGGCUCCCAUGCUGCUUUGGCAGCCUCUCAUACGGCUAGGCAUAUAUACCGUGAGGCAAAUGGGGCAGCUGAUUGGGUGGCGUCGUAUGUGGCGAACCACUCAGGAAGCACCCUAUGGGUUGGGGUGGAUGACUUGCCCGGUGCAUUCCGGGACCUUUUGUUUGCAGAUUCUGCUGGGUGUAUUCGUACCCGUGUAGUAUGA
Molecule: messenger RNA, 1107 nt
Organism: Phoenix dactylifera (date palm)
Lineage: Eukaryota; Viridiplantae; Streptophyta; Magnoliopsida; Arecales; Arecaceae
Source: RefSeq, a predicted model, not a curated record